AUGGCGAUACGAAGGCUGUUCUUUGCACAUCAUUUGUUCAUCCUAACACACUUCAUCAGUGCCCAGUCUGAAAUCACCAUUAAGAAUGAGAAAACAGUCUAUGCUUUGCCUGGUGACGAUGUGACUCUAACCUGCAGCAUCCUGAAAGGAAAGGGAAUCCAUAUAACGCAAACUCAGUGGUCAAAGGUUGUCGAUGGUCCAUCAAGAAGGCUGGCUGUUUAUAACCCUCGGUAUGGUAUAAAAUAUCCUGAAAUGGCUUACAACUAUUCUGUAAGCUUCAGGGAUGGCCCCCACAAUUGCCUGGGAGACUUCAACCAGCCCUCCAAUCACAGUGAUUCUACUGCAAACUAUAAGGAAUGUAAGCAGUGGAUUCUGCAGCUGAGGAGUGUUAGUCUGGAACAGUCUGGCUUAUAUGAGUGCAGCUUCACUGCAUUUCCAACUGGAACAAGCAGCUCAGAAAUCAAUCUUGUUGUUAAGAAGAGUGAUGACAAGAGUUCUGUGGUAGAAGCAUUACUAAACCAGAAACUGGAAAUCCCAUGCUUUAAAGGUGUGCCUCUUGUAAAUGCUGCUUUGAAAUGGCUUGUGCAGAAAGAAAAUGGAAAUGAAGAAAUACUUAUAAGUAAACAGCCCUACUACCUUCAUGGGUAUAGAAUCAAUCCCACAAAAGACAGCAAAAGAAUCUGGAUGAAUUCAGACAACAUGUUAAUUAUUUCACCUGUAUCAAUUGUUGAUGAUGGCAAGAAGUUUGUCUGCUCUGUUGUCUACCACUCUGGGAGAAUCCAGAAGAGCACCACUGAAGUCAAAGUAUUUGUGAAACCUGAAAUUUCUGUUGCUUUCCUCGCAAGUUUCCAAGGAGAGGCUAAUUUUACUUGUGUGAUAAGGAAGGCGUUUGCAAAGCCAAACCUUCUGUGGUUCGUGGAUGGAAAGAUUCUGAAGGACAACUAUGAAGGAAUAUUCAUUGCAAAUGAAGAUACAGAAUUUGCAGGAGGUUUUUAUGAGAUGAGAUCACUGUUGACAAUACAGAGUACAACUCAGCCAUCCACUCCUCAGGCUCUCAAAUGCAUGACUGUCUAUCCUUUCCCUGGAAAUGAAACCCGGAAUAUUUCAUCUGAAGAAAUCGUUCUUUCUGAUGCUGGGUAUCCAACAACAUCUUUGAUAUUCUCUGAAUUCAUUAGUCAAGUUGCUACAGUUUCGGAUUUCCCCACAGAAAAACUGAAGGAGUCUACUACCCCCAAAACCUCCAUCCAUGUAACCCACCUCUAUGAGAGCACAACAACACCACAUCGAAAUCUAUCCACCAAAAGAGAGGCUGAACUAUCCACCCUGACUAGUCGCGAUAAUUCACCUACUACAAAGGGCUGGUUUAAUACUACCGGACCGGGAAAUCUAUCCACCAAAAGAGAGGCUGAACUAACAACAUGGACUAGUCGUGAUAAUUCACCUACUAGAAAGGGCUGGUUUAAUACUACCGGACCUGGUACAGCAAUGAAUCCAAAACAUAUGCACUUCCCUUGGCCUGCCAUUGUAGCGGCCCUGCUUCUCUUUUGCACAAUCUUAAUCAUUUUGGGAGUCAGAAAAUGGCGUCAUUAUCAAAAGGAAAUCAUGAACAGACCACCGUCGUUCAAGCCGCCUCCACCUCCAAUUAAAUACACCUCUAUGCAAGGAUCUGAUAGAAUUUACCCAUCUUGCAGUGAACUGGAAAAUCUGUAAUGGGCCGGA
Messenger RNA from Elgaria multicarinata webbii, 1719 nucleotides. RefSeq names its product CD96 molecule (gene CD96). Gene Ontology annotation, biological process: inflammatory response; cell-matrix adhesion. The record is from RefSeq and is a predicted model, not a curated record. The coding region runs from base 1 to 1710 and encodes 569 amino acids. The transcript is spliced from 13 exons. Lineage: Eukaryota; Metazoa; Chordata; Lepidosauria; Squamata; Anguidae.